AUGGGUAAUUUGACAGAUAAAUAUAAAAUAAAUGUUGGCAAUAAAGAAGUGUAUAAAAUUAGGGGAAAGUGGUAUAAUGUUUUUAGGGUAUUGGGAGCAAGAUUUCCCAAGGAACCUGGGGGGACCACUCUUGUCCCUCGAGACACGUCAUUCGGUCAACUCACCAUCGACGUUGAUGCCCACGAGUCUGGUACUGCCCGUCACAGCUCACCACCAGACCAAACCACUGAAGGAAUCCACCGUCCGGUAUUCCUCACCAGAAAUUGGCCAAAGCCACACAUUUUUACAAAACACGUGACAGAACAGUUACGCCGCAAUAGCUCAGCUGGGAGAGCGUUAGACUGA
Phycomyces blakesleeanus NRRL 1555(-) is the source of this 345-nucleotide messenger RNA. RefSeq lists its product as hypothetical. NCBI's taxonomy places the organism in Eukaryota, Fungi, Mucoromycota, Mucoromycetes, Mucorales, Phycomycetaceae. The record is from RefSeq and is a predicted model, not a curated record. The transcript has 4 exons. Bases 1 to 345 code for a protein of 114 amino acids.